AUGGUCAAUGACAAGGCUUCCUGCUAUCUAUACCCCGAGUCUCUCAGACACAACGGGGAAGCAGUGGACGAUGCAUCAUCCAUCCACCAGGCCUUUCAAACAUGUGGCCAAAACGGCGAUGUCAUCUUCACAGAUGGAGUAUUCAACAUCAACUCCGUGCUGAACACGACGAAUCUAGCGAACUGCGACGUCACGCUGCAAGGCGAGCUCCGCUUCUCAACAGACAUUGACUACUGGCUUUCUCACUCCUACGAUGUCGUAUUCCAAAACCAGUCAACAGCCUGGCUCUUCGGCGGCGAGAACGUCACCUUCCGCGCCGACGGCGGCUGGUACAACGGCCAAGGUCAGGCUUGGUACACAGAGAACCAGAACCACAGCAACCAACCCGGUCGACCGAUUAGUAUCACAUUCUUCGAGUCGAGGAAUCUACUAGUGGAUGGUCUACGCAUCGUCCAGCCACAGUUCUGGGCUACGUUCGUGACGUAUAGUUACAACGUCUCGAUCACGAAUUUCUAUGUCAACGCCACGAGUAACGAUCAAUGGGGCACGGUCAACACCGACGGCUACGACUCAUGGAACAGCGACACGCUCCUGGUUGAGAACGCCGUGAUUCAGAACGGCGAUGACUGCAUCGCUGCCAAGGGCAAUACGACAAAUCUCCAUGUCAGGAACAUUACCUGCUACGAUAACUUCGGCAUGACCAUCGGGUCUGUGGGCCAGUAUCCCGAUAAGCCGGACUAUGUCGAGAACGUCACGUUCGAAGAUGUGAAGUGCUACAACUGCAUGGAAGGCGCGUUCAUUAAAACAUGGCAAGGCGUACCGGCCGACGACAACAACCUCAACGGGGAUGCUGGCGGCGGAGGCAGCGGUCUGAUUAAGAAUGUUACGUGGCGGAAUUUUGAAAUGACAAAUGUCGCGCUGCCGAUCCAGAUCUCACAGUGUAUCUAUACCGAGGCGGAUGGCAAGUAUUGCAAUACGUCCAAGAUGGCCAUUGAGGAUAUUACGUGGUCGAAUAUCAAGGCGACGACGCGGUAUAAUGUUGGUGCAUCGAUCUAUUGUUCGGAUGUCCAUCCUUGCCCGCGGAUCAAGUUUGAGAAUGUUCAGUUGGAGUCUGUGAAUAGUACGCUUGGUUUGCCGAUGUAUGGCACUACCUUGCAGGACGAGGUUUACCAGUGUACGAAUAUUGUCGGUCAGGAAGAUUCGGGUAUUCCUUGCAAUCGGGCUGCGCCGAAUGACUAUAGUCAGGUUGUGACGAGGAAUAUCCAGGAAACUGACAAAUGA
Messenger RNA from Penicillium nucicola, 1281 nucleotides. RefSeq lists its product as uncharacterized. Gene Ontology annotation, molecular function: polygalacturonase activity. The coding region runs from base 1 to 1281 and encodes 426 amino acids. The transcript has a single exon. Gene Ontology annotation, biological process: carbohydrate metabolic process. Lineage: Eukaryota; Fungi; Ascomycota; Eurotiomycetes; Eurotiales; Aspergillaceae. The record is from RefSeq and is a predicted model, not a curated record.